Sungouiella intermedia is the source of this 1689-nucleotide messenger RNA. The record is from the annotation of a GenBank genome assembly. NCBI's taxonomy places the organism in Eukaryota, Fungi, Ascomycota, Pichiomycetes, Serinales, Metschnikowiaceae.
AUGCCGAAUACAAAUCUCGAGGAGCUUAGAAAAAAGAAUAUACAGAGAAACAGGGACUUGUUAAAAAGCUUGAAAUUAGACCAGAUCAAUGAUUCUUUGUCACGAGUAACAAAGCCCAAAAUCCAGAACUCCGGUAAAGCAUCGUCUGCUCGGAAUAAAAAACCACCUCAAGCACCGAUAAGACGGUCUCAGCGUUUGAAUUCAACGCCCGAAGCCAAAGAAUUACACAGGGUACGUGAAGAGGAAAUAGAGAGGGAUCGCUUGAGAGAGAAGCGUGUCAAUGAAUUGAGACAGACCAAACUCAUUGGCAAUUAUAGUUUAUUUGACAUUCUAGCAGAAAAGAGCCUGGGGAAUCUUAAAUACGAAUCACGAGUGCUUAAAAUUGAUCCCAACUUUGAUGAAAGUAUUCUGGAAAAUAAGACAGAGGACAGUGAUCGCAAGAGAGAAGAUCUUGAUGUAUUGGCAAGACUUCUGGAAUUAGGAGGGCGCUAUUCUGCUGGAGAUUUCUACGAAACAAUCGAACUGGUUGUUUCAGGUAACCACCAGCCGUUGAGGGAUCUUCGAAAAGAGUUCAAUUCAUUGACGUUGAACAAAAGGUUUGAACCUUCUAAAGUCAAACUUGUGAAUCAGCGUAUUACUUCCAUUCUCUUCCACCCUGCCCAAGAUGAUAGACUUGUUUUCGCUGGAGAUACCAAUGGGACCUUAGGUAUUUGGGCAGUCGAUUCAUCCAAUGCCGACGAUGAUAUUCCAGUAAUAACAACCAUUAAACCUCAUGGAAGGACUAUUUCAAGAAUUACUGAGAUGCCUUCGUCACCAAACCGAAUUGUAAGCGUUUCGUAUGAUGGUUCUGCAAGGAUGAUGGAUAUACAUAAACAGACAUCAAUUGAAUUGUUUUCAGUGAGUGAUCAAGAUGGUGAGACUUUAGGGAUUUCAGAUGUCAACGUACAUCUUUCCACGCCACAAUCACUAGUUGUUUCCACGCUAGAGGGUCAUUUGUUUCAAUGUGAUACAAGAGCUCCAAAAACGACUAUCACAUAUCUGAGCCUUUUGCGCUUACACGAUAAGAAGAUUGGUGGCUUCAGUAUCAACCCCAACCGGGAGUAUCAAAUAGCCACUGCUUCUUUGGAUCGCUCUUUCAGGAUAUGGGACUUGAGGUACAUUUCUCAAAGAAACUCAUAUUCGGACAUCGAUGAUAAACUCAAAUCUCCGCACUUGUAUGGAUCCUACUCUUCGAGACUCUCAGUUUCGAAUGUGGAUUGGAAUUCAAGCAAUCGGUUGGUAUGUAAUGGUUAUGAUGAUCAGAUUAAUAUUUUUGAUCUAAGCGGCGACCAUCAUUAUUAUCGUGAUAUUAAUCAAUGGGGGAAAUCUUACGUUCCAGUCUUUGAAGGAUCGCCAAAAAAAACCACAGGUAAUAUAAGAAGUGUUAAUUCUAUACAUCAUAAUUGCCAAUCUGGUCGAUGGGUCUCUAUUUUGAAGGCAAGAUGGCAAAUGCGGCCAGCAGAUAGUUUUCAAAAGUUUGUGAUAGCUAACAUGAAGCGAAGCUUUGACAUUUACAGCCAGCACGGAGAACUUAUUGCAAACUUGAAGGCCCCAGAGAUGACAGCUGUUCCUGCAGUUGUUUCUUUCCAUCCGUCACAAAAUUGGAUCAUUGGCGGUACAUCCAGUGGAAAAGUGUUUCUAUGGGAAUGA